AUGCGUUCAUCCCACCUAUACGGUUUGUUGUUAUGCGCAAUGCUCAUUCUUGCUGUGCAUCAAGCGAGUGGAAAUCUGACCAAUGCGUCAGCUUCGGCAGAACCUGCGCCCACCAACGAUAGUGCUGUUCACAAACGACAACGACGUUGGGGAAAAGUUAAAACUACAGUCUGCGGUAACGGCGUGAUCACACUAGCCAAUGGGAAAAUCAUUUGUGCAUGA
Adineta ricciae is the source of this 222-nucleotide messenger RNA. NCBI's taxonomy places the organism in Eukaryota, Metazoa, Rotifera, Eurotatoria, Adinetida, Adinetidae. The record is from the annotation of a GenBank genome assembly.